AUCGGCUGAGAGACGUACUAGCUCCAUAACGUCUCGGAAAACUUUGUAAUCAUAAUUAUUUUAACAACACAGUAUCAAAAAUGAUACUCUCAUUUAUAGUAUUAGUGGUUUUGUUAACAAUACUUUUUAAAGUUAAAUAUGGUCGUAUGUAUGAGAUGGCUUCAAAGGUCCCAUCAUUUAACGCUGAUUGGCCCCUGAUUGGUUCUUCUUUCGAAUUUUUCGGAGCAAAUGAAGAAAGUUUAUUUCAGUUAGUGAGAAAUUUUUCUUACGAAAGCAUAAGCAAAGGUGGACUCAUGAAAUCUUGGUUUGGGCCACAGCUAAUUUACGUUAUGACAGAUGCAAAGGACUUGGAAGUUGUUACGAAGAGCCAAUUGAAUAAGAGUUUAUAUUACGAUACCUUUCAAACCUUUGCUGGUACAAACAUCAUCAACGCUCCAGUUCCAAUGUGGAAAGAUCACAGAAAGGCUAUGAUGAGAGCAUUUACUCCAAAGAUGAUAGACCAGUACAUUCCAUUAUUCAUAGAUAAUAGCAAAAAACUAGUCGAGAAACUGUGUGAACGUGUAAAUACUGGAGAAUUUGAAUUAUUUCCUUAUGUUUCUGCGUAUGAAUUUGAUAUUGUAUGUGAGACCACAUUUGGCGUCAAAGUGAACUCCCAAGACGAUACCAAUCAUCCGUGCGUUGUUAAUAUUGGAAUCAUAAUGAGAAUCGCUUGCGACAGAUUAUUUCGCGCUUGGCAAGGGUGGUUGGGAGAGUGGAUUUUCAAAUUGACCCCUCAAUACACGACGCUUAAAGAAGCUCGUAAAGUAUUAAACGAAUUCAUAUUACAGGUAAUAAAAGCGAAAAGGGAAGAAAUGAAAAAGAACAAAGAAAAGAUUAAUGACAACAAUGCAUCGCUCUACCCGUCGUUCCUAGAGCUCGUACUGAGCCCAGAAUCAGAAGUAAAAUACACAGAUAAAGAGUUGAUGCAGGACAUGAUUGUAAUGAUUAUUGCUGGUACUGAUACAUCCACCGCAACAAUUUGCUUCGCAUGUCAAAUCCUAGCAAUAUAUCCAGAAAUGCAGAAGAAAGUUUAUCAGGAACUAUACGGUGUCCUUGGUGAUUCAGACCGUCUUUUGGAAAAAGAAGACCUACCGAAACUGCGAUACUUAGAUAGAAUUUUAAAGGAAACACUGCGACUUUACGGUCCUGCAGCUAUCACCGGAAGAAAGAUAGAUCAAGAUAUUCAAUUGCCAUCCGGCUACACACUACCUGCUGGCGCCGCUGUCAAUGUAUGUAUUUACGGAGUGCACAGGAACCCUAAGUACUGGGGCCCGGAACCGGAAAAAUUCGACCCGGAUCGGUUUCUACCGGAAAACUACGACGCUAUGCCACCUUGCAGUUACAUGCCCUUCAGUUAUGGACCGAGAAACUGCCCUGGUAUUCAAUUCGCAAACUAUACUACCAGAAUCGCUGUAGCAGAUAUUGUGAGGAAAUUCAAACUAAUCGCUGAACCGGCGAAGGAUGCGUUCCCCAAACUCGAUUCGAAAAUGAACACACUGGCCAUGCCUGGUAAAGGGGUAAAAGUGUCUUUGGUACCAAGAAAAUAGACGAAAAACUAAGAAGCAAGACUACAAGUUUCGAGCAAUUGUUAUCUUUUCACUUUUCCAUUAUAAUCACAGACGGAUCAUGAUUUUUGUAAACUAUACCUAUACCUGAAUAAAUGUUAAUAAUAAUUUUAAUUAAAGGUGUUUAUUUCUCUUACGUUACAAAAGUCAUGUUCAGGCAGACAAUGUUAUGGUGUCGCAAAUGUCUACUCGAUUCAAAAAUGAAUACACUAGCCAUGCCUGGGAAAAUGGGUAAAAGUGCCUUUGGUGCCAAGAAAAUAGGCAAAAACUAAGAAGCAAGACUAAUUCGAGUAAUUGUCAUCCUUUCACUUUUCUAUUAUAAUUCCAGACAGAUACUAUAUUUUUCUAAACUAAAUACAUGAAACGUUAAUAAUAAAGUUGUGUUUUUCUUUUACGCCACGAAAGCCGUGUUCAAGCUGACAACGCAUUGGUGUCGCUAAG
Molecule: messenger RNA, 2045 nt
Organism: Chilo suppressalis (striped riceborer)
Lineage: Eukaryota; Metazoa; Arthropoda; Insecta; Lepidoptera; Crambidae
Source: the annotation of a GenBank genome assembly